Oryza sativa Japonica Group (Japanese rice) is the source of this 462-nucleotide messenger RNA. Its product is annotated as putative E3 ubiquitin-protein ligase SINA-like 9. Gene Ontology annotation, cellular component: cytoplasm. Lineage: Eukaryota; Viridiplantae; Streptophyta; Magnoliopsida; Poales; Poaceae. Gene Ontology annotation, molecular function: ubiquitin protein ligase activity; zinc ion binding. The record is from RefSeq and is a predicted model, not a curated record.
AUGGCCGCCAGGCGGAGAAGCUCCAUCGCCACCAUUAAUAUGGAAGCUCUGGACUGCGCCAUCUGCUACAACCCUCUCGAACCCCCAGUCUUCUUCCAUUGUGGAGUUGGGCAUGUCAUCUGUUCAUCCUGCCAUGGCAAGCUCGCCGACAGGAGCAGCUACCACGUCUGCAACAUCGUCUCCGGCUACAACCGCUGCAUCGCCGUCGACCACAUCCUGUACGCCAUCACGGUGCCCUGCCCCAACGCCGCCCACGGCUGCGCCGUCAGGAUGACCUACCACGACGUCGACGAGCACGCCGGCAGGUGCCCGCACGCGCCGUGCUUCUGCCCGGAGCCAGUCUGCGGCUUCGCCGCCGGCGGCCCCGCCGCGCUGCUCGCCCACUUCACCGGUAUGCACGGCUGGCCGGUCACCGGGAUGAGGCGCAACAGCACGUUCGGCGUCGAGGUGCGGGAAGGGUAG